UGUGGAGCGUCUUUUUGAAGACCAUAAUAUUUUACGAAAAAAAGGCUACUAUAAGGUUUUUAGAACUGUCUGAAUAGCUUGUUACAAGUACAUAUGAUGGCACCCAAAAGGAAAAAGCCCCCAGGUUCUGGAGAUAAUCCAACCGAUGAACGAGAGGAGUCACCUGGUCCAUCAAUGUUGCCAAACAAACGACGCAAGAAGUCCUUGCAGUAUGACCCUGUUGAUAUAUGUCAGGAAUUAUAUGACACGAUCAGGAACUACAAAACAGAUGAUGGAAGAUUGAUCUGUGAGACUUUCAUCAGGGCUCCAAAACGAAGAACAGCGGCUGAUUACUAUGAUGUUGUAAGCACUCCCAUAGAUUUACUCAAAAUCCAACAGAAACUGAAAAUGGAAGAAUAUGAAGACAUAGACCAGUUGUCUACAGAUAUUGAGCUUAUGAUCAACAAUGCCAAGUCUUAUUACAAGAAAGAUUCUCAAGAAUACAAAGAUGCUUGUGAUAUGUGGGAAUUAUUUAAUGAGACUCGGAGUGAAGUGAUAUCUGAGGCAUUCGGAGAACUUGUCCCAGGGGAUCGGCGAGCAGGUCGUGCCCUUGCCACAGACAGUGAUGAUUUAGAGGAUGACAAGGAAAGCUCCAACGACAGCAGCUUGUUACCAGUGGAGCCUGACACUCCCGAAGAUCUGGAAAGCCUCUUUUCAUCUGUAAUGAUGGCUCGUGAUGGAGAAAGGGAGAUAAGUCCAGCCUUCCACUUACUACCCUCCAAGUCUAAAUACCCUGAGUAUUACAAGAUAAUUAAACAGCCUAUUGACAUGAAGAUAAUUGGUCAGCGCUUACAAGCAGGAGCUUACACAACUCUGGAUGACCUGGAAAAAGAUUUUCUAUUGAUGGUCAAAAACGCCAAAACCUUCAACGAGCCUAAAUCCCUUAUCUACAAGGAUGCACAGACAUUGAAGAAGGUGGUACAGACACGGAAGAUGGAUAUACACAAUAAAGUAGCCCCUAAACCAGGGGAGAGAGCAAGUCGAUCCCGGGACAAGUGUAGCUGGUCUUCCUACUGUGCCAAUCUGCCAUACCCUGUUGAGGAGACAUUUGAACCUCCUGUUUCCCAGGACUCCAACAUGAGCAUGGACUACGAUGAUGAUUCUGGAACUGAAACUGUGGUGUCAGAGUUAGAGGAAGGUGACCCCUACUGGGCCUUACUCAAUUACAUCAAAGGCUUUAAGGGUCCUUCUGGGACUCCCCUGUGUGAACCCUUCCUUAAACUCCCCAGUAAAAGGUUUUACCCAGACUAUUAUGAGGAAAUUAAGAAGCCAAUGUCACUGUCAAAUGUUCGCAAGAAGCUGAAGUACAAACAGUACAGAAGUUUAGAUAAACUGACUGCAGAUAUCAAUCUUGUCUUUGAGAAUGCCAAACAGUACAAUGCUGACGAGUCCAAAAUAUACCAAGAUGCUGUCACCCUGCAGCAGGUGAUGUGGGAUCGGAAACAUGAACUGGAGCGUGGUGACUCUAAGGACGUUUUCAUGGAGGAACUUUCUUCUCAAUCUGAUUUCCCCUCCAGUGUGAAGUCUGGUCAUAGCCUCGACUCAAUGGAUGAUGACAGUCACAAGUCCCGGCACCGUCGUAGUGGAUCUGGAGCUCCCGACAGUGAUAAGAAACGUGCAAAACGGGCAACACCUGAGGAUAUGAUGAGACGUAGACUUUGGACCAUCUAUAAGACGGUCCAUGACUAUACAGAUCCUGAGGGCAGACCUCUAAGGAUGAUCUUUAUGGAGCUUCCAUCAAAGCGUGACUACCCUGAUUAUUAUCAGGUUAUUCUCCAGCCCAUAGACAUGGUUACUAUAGAGGCCAAAAUCAAGGGUGAAAAGUACUACAGUGAGAAUGAGCUGAUUGUAGACUUUGAGUUAAUGUUUAACAAUGCACGUCACUACAAUGAGGAGGAAUCCCAGGUAUAUAAGGAUGCCAACACACUGGAGAAGUUAGUUAAAAACAAGUGGAGGAACAUGCUGCAGACAAUGGAAGCUCGCAAGGCUCUCAGCAGGAAUGUGAAGACAAAUGUGUGUGAAAAGUCGACGAGGAUGAAGGAUAAGAAGGUUACUCCCCUGCCUACUAAACUCCAGGACAUUUACAACACCAUUCAUAACUACCAGGAUGCUCGAGGACGUGCUCUAGCCACGCCCUUCCUUAAACUUCCCCUCAAAACUGAGUAUCCCGACUACUAUGAGGUGAUCAAGAAGCCUGUUGACAUGCAGAGAAUUCAGCAAAAGCUAACAGCCUCUCAGUAUGAAUCUGUAGAAGAUAUGGUGGCCGACUUUGUCCAGAUGUUUGACAAUGCCUGCAAAUAUAAUGAACCAGACUCCCUCAUCUACAAGGAUGCCCUGACGCUACAGAGAGUAUGUCUUGAGAAGAAAUUAGAGAUGAGCAAUGACGGUGUCAAUGAUAUUCCUGAUGUGAGGGCUGCUGUCUUGGAAAUGAUGACCAGUUUGUUCAUAUCUACUUACAAUUUCCAGGAUGAGGAAGGGCGUUGUUACAGUGAUUCCUUUGCGGAACUCCCUGAACGGGACCCAGACGAAGAUCUAGAAACUUCUAAACAAAAAGAGAAACCAUUGUCGUUUGACCAGAUCAAGAGAAAUUUAGACAAGGGUAGAUACAGGCGAUUUGAUAAGUUCCAGGAAGAUAUGUUUGAGGUAUUUGAGAGAGCUCGACGACUUAGCAGAACUGACUCUCAGCUGUAUGAAGAUGCUGUGGAGAUGCAUUUGUACUUCAUCAAAACAAGAGAUGAAACCUGUCGUAAUGGUGAAAUACUGCUCACACCUGCUCUCAGUUACACAGAGCGCCACUUGCAAGCCUCUCUAGAUGCAGAGAAGAUAGAGAAAUUACCAAUGGAACAACAGAGUAUGGAGGAAAAGCGAGCUCGGCAGGAGGCAGAGGAAUUUAAUACACCAAGUGAAGGUGGUUUGGACAGCUUCCGGUACAAGGAAGAGACCUUCCACGUAGGAGACUUUGUCUAUAUAGAGCCUCGGGAGAAGGGCCAGGAACCUCACAUCAUGUGUAUAGAGAAAUUGUUUGUGGACCAGACUGAUACACAGAUGUUACAUGGUAACUGGUUCUACAGGCCAAACGAGACCUUUCACCUCGCUACCAGAAAGUUCCUUGAAAAGGAAGUGUUGAAAAGUGACUCCUACACCAGUAUACCCAUCACACAAGUCCUGGGCAAAUGUUACAUCAUGUUUGUCAAGGAUUACUUCAAAUACAGACCAGAGGGAGUAGCUGACCAUGAUGUGUACGUCUGUGAGAACAGAUAUGUUGCCAAACAUAAAUGCUUCAAGAAGAUAAAGAUCUGGCAGUCGACCAAGAGUGACAAUGUGAGCAUUGUCCCACGUGACAUCCCACUGGUGCCAGUGCGUGUGGCUUCAGUGUUUGCUGACAAGGAGAAGGACAUCAUUGACGAUGGUGACAACAGCAUUUUAGACAAAAAGAGGCUGGAUGUACAGAUAGAGAUACCAAAUGGAGAAGAAGGAUGUGUGUACUAUGAUCAACUCAAUACUGCAGCUGGCACUCUAAAAUUAGGGGACGGAGUGUAUAUCAAGUCUGACAGAGAAAAACAGCUGCUGUGUAGGAUUGACAAGAUCUGGGUCAACAGGAAUGGCGAGACCUACUUGAAUGGUCCAUGGUAUAUUUAUCCAUCAGACAUUGAACACUCACCUACCCGCCUGUUUUACAAGAAUGAGGUGUUUGCCUGUGGUAUUGAGGACACCAUCAGUAUAGAUAGAGUUGCUGGCAAAUGUUGUAUACUCCAUAUCAAAGAUUACCUUACUAAUCGUGUCACAGAAACACCUGAAGAAGAUGUUUAUCUAUGUGAAUCAAAAUACUUUGAGUUGGAAAAGAUGGUGAAGAAACUAGGAAAGGGUCUGAAGAAAUAUGUUUUAUCUCCAAAAGUUACUGAUGAUGAGUUGUACUUCUUCAGGAAGCCUAUUACUCCUCAAAAGGUCGUGUCACCUCUACAAAACAACAACAACAACAACGUUCAUUACGUUCUACCUCAUCAUCAUCUCCACCCCACCCCACGACAACACCUCCAUCAUCAGGAGCCAUCGCCCUUGCUGUUGAAGGUUGUGGAUGUGCCCUACUUAGAUGGGGAUGACUCCCAGGAUGGGGACACGGAAACUGCUGAUGACACGCUCAACGUAUCCAUGGAGGCAACUCCUGUUCCAGAGAAGCCUCCAAAAAAGACUGAGGAUGACCAUGGUAAAGAAAAAUGCCCCCCGAAAAAGAAUGAGGAUGAGCAUCCAAAAGAAAAAGUUGUCCUGAAAAAGGCUAAGAGCAACAUGAAGAGACAAAUUAGUGGCUACAUAGUAUACUCUGGGGAGAUCCGCAAACACAUUCAACAGGAAAAUCCUGACUGUACAUUUGGGGAGAUAAGUCGUAUAGUGGGACUCAAGUGGAGGAAUUUAUCAAAAGAGGAAAAAGAAAAAUAUGAGGAAAAAGCAAAGAAAGUAGCAGAAGAGCAACAAGCAAAACAGCAAGAAGCAGAACGAGCCUUCAAUGAAUCUCUAAAUCGCUCUCAGAGUCCCUGGGAUGGGGGACGGGCUUCACCAGGAUCUUCAAGUCGACCUAUCACUCCAGGAGGCUACCAAGGUCAAUACAAUUAUCAGAGCUAUGGUACACCACAAGGUGCUCAGUCACAACAAUACACACCCAUGCAAGGUCCCCAGAUGGCACCUCCACCCCCACCGCCACGUCCCCCAUCUCCGAUGUUUGUGAGUGUACCCCCCAGAACGCAGAGGCUGCUGCACUCAGAGGCUUACCUAAGAUAUAUAGAGGGGCUAAGUGCUGACAAACCACACAUCAGUGACUGGGAGAAGAACCUGUCUGCCACUUCAGAUAAUACUUUAACAGAUGAGAGCCGUUUACCUGCCCAUUGGCUGGCCCAGGGUGCUGGUUACCAUGGAAAUGUAACAGAUGCAUUAUGGGCAUUACGAGAUCUUAUGAUGAAGGACACAAUGAACAUAUCACGCACCUUGCCAUUUGAGGCUCUGUGAUCAAAAGUAGACAGGUGUUUGCCACGUAAAUCUACCUUCCAAUGCCACAUGCCCUGCCGAUAAAUCUGUAGUUCUUCCUGGAUAGGACGCGGCAGUGUGACCUGUGUCCUGUUGUUGGCUACUAUAUUGAUGUCAAUUAGACUUAGGAGGAUUUGCUGUUGUGACAUGUCGCUCCUGUGUUGUGAUUUGUCACUAGUGGGCUAAUUUAAAUAUUUGUGGGUUUAUACUGUUGAAUUUAGUCCGCAUCUAUGUGUUGGAAUUGCUCUUGAUGUGUUCAAAAUUGCAUUAGUAACAUUGGACUUAUUUAACAAGUAGAGCAUUUGUCAGCAUGUAGGGUCAUCAUUUCACUGAGAUCACAGAGUACAACAAUGUGUGGACAAUACGAGCCAGUGACAGGGUAAUCCUGGAUCACAAAGUAGGUUCAACCAGGUCAUAAACUACAACAAUGUGUGGAUAAUAUGAGCCUGUAACGGGAUAAUCCUGGAUCACAAAGUACAACAAUGUGUGGACAUACGAACCAGAGACAGGUUCACAAAGGUCAUGAACUACAACAAUGUGUGGACCCAGCACGACCCUGUUAGGGAUCAUCCUGAGGGAGAUGCACUGGGAUUCAGGUCAACUACUAGCCCAACAGAAAGUUAUUACACCAUACAAAUAUUUGAUAUCUUUGAAGUCAACACUCUCAAGAUUAAAUAAAAGACCAUACAAAAACAGAAUAAAGUGUUGUAGUAGCUGGCAGUUUCUAAAGAUCAAAGUGAGGUAUUUAAUAGUUAAUCAAAUAAAUACAGUGUUUUAAAUCAUUGUAAUUUCUCUCUAAAUGCUGGAUGAAGGUUUCUUUGUGAAUGUAAUGACCCACCUUCUUAAUCUCAGAACCAAUAAAGAAAAGUCCCUUGGGAUGUUUAAGAAACAGAACUGGACCAAAGUAUGGUAGUACUUUAUUGUGAAUCUCAGGGAUGUGGAGGCGUUUAUAUUAGUAUUCUUAUGAAAGUGUGCUGGACAAAGAUGUCUUUUGAUUGUUGUGAGUGGUAUACAAGGUAUUCCAGAAAUUAAUGAUAUGUGGGGAAGGGAUGGAACAGAAAACAUGGUGGUUUUGUUUAAACUAUUGGAUUGAGCUGAUUUUUCUGGGGCCCAAAAUGCAAAUAUUAACUGGUUUUAAAAAUCAGUUACUAAUUGCCAAAUCUUACCUCCUCCCUCCCCAUAUAAUCUUGGAUGACACAAGUGAAGGUGUGUUUGUAUAUAUGUGUGUGUGUGAAUGCAAUGUGAAUCUGCAAUUCUGUGCUGGUGUUUGUGAGCGAAUUAGUAAUUUGGUGAGAUGUGCAAGAAGCCUGCUGUAAGUUAGCAUGGACAAUUAAGAAAUGUUAUUUGCUACAUAAUUACAUAAUAUUAGACAUAUUGUGUUCAAACUUGACAUUAUAUAUUGUGUUCAAAAUAAUAUGAUUAAGGAACCUAUAAGCAUUUUACGAAAGUAAAGUUCCUACUUAAAAUAAUGAAGUAGGGAAAUGUACAGUGUUAUAGACUUGUGAUUUUAUGUGAAGUGAUAAUGUUUUGUGUACAAGUUAUUAGUCUGGAGGCCCCCAAUUACACUGUAAUAUUUAUACAAUGCAAAUGAGAAAGUCUAUAGAAUUCCAUUGCAUUUAUCGAUUGGUGCACAUAUUUGUUAAAACUUGAUGGGAUCCUAUUGUAAGGUUAAGCAUUUAAUGCAGAAAAUGAUCUCACUUAGAGUAAUGUUCUUAAGUCAUAAUUUUGCUGUUUACAUACAUGCAUGUUUUGUCUCAAGUUUUACUCUGAAGAUAUAUUUUACAAAUUUUGAGUGGAACUGGUUUAUUUUUGGAUGUCAUGAAUGCUGCAGUUAUUUAGAAGUGUUGAAGAGCUUGUGGUGAUUAACAUAUGCAGAAGAUUUUUGGAUUUGGUAUGAGGUCUACAGAAAUCCAUAUUUGUAACAGGUACAGUACCAAUAUAAAAUCAAAAGGAAAUAUAUUGAUAAGAUAAUAUUAAUAAGAAAUGAUGAGAGUAUAAAAAGUCAAAUGCAUGGUAAAUAUAAGCCAAAAUUCAGAGAGAUUCAAAAGAUACAGAUUGGAAGUCUUUUCAGAACUGACCUGGUAACUGUUUUGUCAAAUGAUAUAACAGUUGUUUGAUCUCUGUGAGAGGCUUGGUAUACAAAAUGAACAAUUAAUACUCAAAUCUUGUCAGUAUUGUUGAUUUUCUUGUUCAUUCAUCAUCACCGUCUCGCAUCAUUAACUUAAUGUGUUCCUUUCUGGUCCAACACUUAGCUUCUCUUUAGAUAAGCUAAUUGUGAUGUGCCGUAAUUGCACCAUUUUCAGCAUAGUUCUCUACAAUGUUACUUAUAACUUUGACUUUUUAAAUGUUGUUAAAAUAUAUUCAAUGGAAAGGAGAAUUCUAUUUUGUUUGUUGUCAUAGUAACACUUGUUGUAUCAUGUGACAUGUGUCUCUAGUCAUGUGAGUUUUUUUUACUUAUAACAUCAUUACACCAAAUAGGUCAGAACGAAAUUGAGCUUAAAUAAUCUAUCCAAAAUACUGCUGAAAAUAUGUCAAGGGUAUAAAUACAGGCCAUACAGAUAAAACGGUUUUUGAUAAAAGUUUUCUCCAUCCUUUCAAAAUAAAUAACUUUUUUUUCCUGCAAUUUAUCUACUAAGAUUAAUUCAAAUUUUCAAAGGUAUGAAAAUUUUUUUAGUUAAAAAAAAUGAAGAUAGAUAUUAGACAGUUGAGGGAGAGGAAUACAUUGUGAGUUUUGGUUCUAGUGGUGCAAUCUCGCAGUUUUUUUUGUCUCUUUUGUCUUUGAUAUUUUUAUUGUGAGAACUAUUUAUGAUUGACUUGACUAUAUUUACAAUUGUUCGUCAGCUUAAUGUAAUUGAUCUAGAAGAGUAGUAGGGUUCAAUUGAUAUAGAAUUUAAUAAAUAUUUAAAAUAUG
Ylistrum balloti is the source of this 7966-nucleotide messenger RNA. Its product is annotated as protein polybromo-1-like. Gene Ontology annotation, biological process: chromatin remodeling. Gene Ontology annotation, molecular function: protein binding; chromatin binding. Gene Ontology annotation, cellular component: RSC-type complex. The record is from RefSeq and is a predicted model, not a curated record. The transcript has 44 exons. The coding region runs from base 94 to 5037 and encodes 1647 amino acids. Lineage: Eukaryota; Metazoa; Mollusca; Bivalvia; Pectinida; Pectinidae.